CAAUUUGAAAGAUGGCGGCGCACAUGCAGAAGAACAACAAGACGGGGAAAUCUGGAGGAAAAGAGGCUCAGCCUCUGAUAAUCGCCAAAACUCCGGCAGAAGAACAACGUCUGAAGUUGGAGAGGUUGAUGCGGAAUCCGGAUAAGAUCGCUCCCAUCCCGGACCGGCCUAAAGAAUGGAACCCGCGGGCUCCGCCGGAGUUUGUCCGAGAUGUGAUGGGCUCCAGCGCCGGGGCAGGCAGCGGGGAGUUCCAUGUUUACCGGCACCUCCGACGCAGAGAGUACCAGCGGCAGGACUUUCUGGACAAGAUGGCAGAUAAGCAAAACCAGGACCUGGAAUAUCUGGAUAAGGUGGAACAAAACAAACAGGCAGCCGAGGACAGAACGGCGAAGCGCAGGAAGAAGCGGGAUAAGCUGAAGCAGAAAAAGUUGAUGAUAAAGAAGGCAAAGCUGGAGGCCAAAAACAAAAAAGAAGAAGACACCACCGGCAAGAGCUCGGAGAGCAGCGAAGAAGAAGAGGAGGAGGAAAGAGAGGCUGAAGACGAUGCCGAGGCUCCCAGCUUCAUAAUGGGAAAGAAAUGACUGGGAGGACUUGAAACUGGUUUUAAUCCUCCUUGGUAGGGACAUUGUAGGUGAUUGAUCAUGAGGCCUUGGAGGACAUGGACACUGAAUCACAUGAGAACCUCAGAGAGAAGAUCUGGAACCACUUUGAGGCCCGCACAGGAAAUUGUUAUGACAUUUUGUACUAUUUAAUACCAGAAAAACCUGGAUGGACUGCCCAGUGUACUUGGCAGGAAGCCACAUUGAGUGUAUUGUUUUAAGAUGACCACAGUGGUCAGUGGCCCAGUUGGAAAAGAGACAUGCUGAGGCACCUCAGAUUUCUUCUUUAUGCUGUCCAUAAUAUCACUGAAGUAUUGCUUUGUCACAUUUCAGAUAGCUGGCCAGGCGUUGUCUUCAGGGACUUCUUGAGUUUGCAAAAAUGUAUGACCGAUUUCUCAGAAUAUUGACUUGAUUGAAUCAUUGGGAAUCCUCUACAUUUUAAUGUAACGUUUCAAAUGGAAUAAAAACACGAACAUAUAUGGACAUUUCGGUGUUUUGCGGUUUGUUUGCAUUUAAAUUGCUAAAUUCUCUUUUUGUUGCGGUCACUGUAAUAAGUUGACAUUGCAUUAAAUGCAAGCAAGGACUGUAUCUUUGUAUCUACUGCAUCUACAUCUUGAUCAGUCUUUGCAGCCUUGUGAAGCUGCUCCUUGCAGGACAAUUGCUUGCGGGCACAACAAGGUUGCAGAAAGCAACUCAAAGAAUGAAAAGGCGUGACUUCUGGAGGCUCAGGAGUUUCACGUGCGAUGUUCCUUGGACAGACCCCUGCUUUCCACGGCGGUGACGGUCUCGCUCUGUAGCCAUCACCUUUCUUGAGGCAGGUAGAGUAAAACCUGGCAGCCAGAUAUUGUUUGAAUCAGGGAAAGCUCUUCCUGUCAGACACUGUCAGCUGUCACAGUAACAUCCGAUUUCAAGGCACACACUGCUUCAAAAACUUUGGCUUCUGUAAGAAACUUUUAAAUUGCAAUAAGAUUUCCACGCAGGGCUGUGUGCAGAACAAACGAGACCUCUGGUCCAGUUAUUGGGUCUUUGAGUCUUCGCUCCUGUGCUGGUAUUCCACAUUUCUAUUAUUCAUGAUUCUCUUUAAUGUGCACCUUCACAGUUUUUGGCUUUGUUAGAAUGAGUUCAGCCGGUGCUGUUAUGAUUUAUAAAUGACACGUGUAAUCCAAACUGCUAGUUUCUUCUAAGUGGAUUCUGUGCUCUGAUGGUAGAUUUCACUCAUUAAAGAUGCAUUGAAGUUCCCUGCUGAGGUCGGAUGAGGAAUAUUACAGAACUGCAAUAAAAUGUGGGUCACUGCAGAAAGCGUGGACUGCUUUUCACAGCUUGUUUUAUACAAAUUUCAUUGCAUCACAUUAAGAUCCAAAAUGAGGGUUUUAGGUUCCCACAGAUAUUCGUAAGUGAUUAAAAACUUAAUUGUGCACGUUCUUUGAUAAAUGCUGUACUUUAUAAAGUGAGCCCAUUACAUGCCAUGCAUUUUUCAAACUGAAAUGUAGGUUACUAUGAGUGUAGGCAGAUUCUGAAGCUGCAGAAGGAAAUAAAAGCAUGUUUGACCAGUUCAGCAGAGAAAUAUGGACACGCAUCAAGUGGGCCCUGUCAAACAGGAAUCAAACACAAUGUCACAAUUGAGAAAUAUUCAUAGAUACAUUUGUUAUUAUUGUACUGCUGCAUUAUAUAAAUCCUACCCUCAGGCAAGGCGGAGCAAAGAUAUUUUGACAUGUGCCUCUCCAGCAGCCAAAGGAGAUUAAAGGAUUGAAUGGAAAAUACAUAAUUUUAAAUAGCCUUGAGUCAAC
Molecule: messenger RNA, 2386 nt
Organism: Chelmon rostratus (copperband butterflyfish)
Lineage: Eukaryota; Metazoa; Chordata; Actinopteri; Chaetodontiformes; Chaetodontidae
Gene: prkrip1
Product: PRKR interacting protein 1
Exons: 1
Coding region: 12-581 (189 amino acids)
Biological process (GO): negative regulation of protein kinase activity
Cellular component (GO): nucleolus
Molecular function (GO): protein kinase binding; double-stranded RNA binding; protein kinase inhibitor activity
Source: RefSeq, a predicted model, not a curated record